AUUUUCCCUGACGGUUUGAUUUUCUUUCUCUUCCGGUUGUCGUCUGUUCGUGUGGCAGAUUAAACAGCGUCGAAAUGGCCAAGUCCAAGAACCACACAACCCACAACCAGUCUCGUAAAGCCCACAGAAAUGGCAUCAAGAAGCCCAGAUCUCAGCGCUAUGAGUCACUGAAGGGGGUUGACCCAAAGUUCCUGAGGAACAUGCGCUUUGCUAAGAAGCACAACAAGAAGGGCAUGAAGGCAGCACAGAAGGCAGCUCAGGCAAAAUAAGCUGCUGUUAAUCUGUCACUGUUCAGAUUGUUUCCACCAUCACAAUAAAGCUAUGCUUUAAAACACCAA
Monopterus albus (swamp eel) is the source of this 338-nucleotide messenger RNA. It is a transcript of the gene rpl29, whose product is annotated as ribosomal protein L29. Gene Ontology annotation, biological process: cytoplasmic translation. The coding region runs from base 75 to 269 and encodes 64 amino acids. The record is from RefSeq and is a predicted model, not a curated record. The transcript has 4 exons. Gene Ontology annotation, molecular function: structural constituent of ribosome. Lineage: Eukaryota; Metazoa; Chordata; Actinopteri; Synbranchiformes; Synbranchidae. Gene Ontology annotation, cellular component: cytosolic large ribosomal subunit; ribosome.